Messenger RNA from Diversispora eburnea, 688 nucleotides. The record is from the annotation of a GenBank genome assembly. Lineage: Eukaryota; Fungi; Glomeromycota; Glomeromycetes; Diversisporales; Diversisporaceae.
ACAAAAAAAGAUGACAACUAAAAUUCCUACAGAAAUAUUAAUUAAAAUUUUAAAUAAUGUUCAAUCAUCGCGUUCAACUCGAGAUUUAUAUUCAUCAUUAUUAGUUAAUCGAAUCUGGUGUAAAGUUACUAUACCUAUACUUUGGGAAUUACCUUUGGGUCAAGAAUGUUAUAUGCAUGAUGAAAGGCUGAUGAAGAAAGCAUUAUUUAUUCGAACUUACAUAUCAUUGCAAUUAUUAUCAAAACUUAUCGGCGGCCAAAAACGUUUAGAACAUCUAUCAAUUGCUGGUAAUGGUUAUUUAGAUUAUAAUUCAUUAUUUUGGGCUAUCAUCAGUCGAAAAGAAACAUUAAAGAGUCUUCGUUUAUAUUCAGUAAAUUUUACUCAUUGUCUAUUCUUGGCUUCAUCAUUUACUCAAUUAAGUGGUUUUCAUUGUACUUAUUUGAAAUUUGCAGCUCCGAAGUAUUCUCAAAAAUUUAUUAUAAAAAUUCUCGAAGCAGCCAAUAGAAAUUUAAAAAGUAUUCAUCUAGAUUUGUAUCCCAUAAUUACAUUUGAAAUAUUUUCAGCAAUUUUAAAUUAUUGUACAAAGAUUGAAGAAUUAACUUUACACAAUUUAAAUCCUGAGCAAGUAAUAGCAAUGAUUAAUGAUAAUUUUUAUGAAUUAAGAAGAUUUUCAUUUGAUAGUGGUUAA